UUUCUAACGCCAAAAAAGGAAAAAAAAACCUUAUAAAUGUAGCGAAGGCUUGUCUGAAUUCUGAACUCCUGAGGAUGAGCAUUGCUAUUGGGGGGAAAGCCAUAGUUCCAAACAUAAAUCACUCAGUAAGGCCCACCAUGGUUUUAAAUCUUCCAUGUCGUUCCUCUUCAAGUUUCUUACAUCUUUUAAAAUACAAUCAAUGCAUCAAACGCUUAAAGCCGCUUAAAUCCCUUCUCAUCGUACACGGUCUCAUUAAAAACAACUUACUGCUAGAACAAUUUCUCAAAUCUUGCUUUAAUCUGGGUGCUCCAAAUUUAGCUCUCUCCACAUUUUACCAGAUUCAAAACCCAAAUUUGUUCUUACAAAACUUAAUGUUAAAGGGUCUUUCUAGUCUUGGUUUAUCUGAAGAUGUUUUAUCUGUUUAUCUAAAAUGCCGGGUCCUGAAUUGCCCAUCCGAUAAAUUUACAUUUCCUUUCGUGAUUAAGGCUUCCUCAGCUCUAGGUGCUUCUGGGAUUGGAAGACAGAUUCAUGGCUUUGUUUUGAGAAGAGGGUAUGAAAGAAAUGUUGUUAUAAUGACUUCUAUUAUUGAUUUUUAUGCGAAAAAUGCCCAGAUAGGGAUUGCGCGGAAACUGAUUGAUGGAAUUUCUGAACCAGACUUGGUUUCAUGGAAUGCUUUGGUUUCUGGUUACUGUUUUAAUGGACUUGAUAAAGAAGCAUUAGGGGUUGUCAGGGAAAUUCAGGGAGUGGACAUAAAGCCUAAUGUUAGUACUUUGGCAAGUAUAAUUCCGGUAUGUAGUCGGUGGAGGUAUUUUGGUAUUGGUAAAUCUCUUCAUGGUUUUGCUAUUAAAUGUGGAUAUUUCUUGAAUGAUUUUUUGGUGCCUGCUUUUAUUUCGAUGUAUAAAAGUGAAGUGGAUUUAUCUAGUGCUAGACAAUUGUUUGACUUUGCUGUGGAAAGGAAUGUUUCUGUUUGGAAUGCUAUGAUCAAUGGUUAUACACAGAACGAGAAGUUUUUGGAAGGUUUUGAGAUGUUUCGGGAAAUGCUUCGAGCUGAUGUGCAGCCUAAUUCAGUCACUUUUGUGUCUAUAAUUCCCUCAUGUGAGAACUAUUUUAAUAUUUGGUAUGGCGUAUCACUCCAUGGUUGUGUUAUUAAAUAUGGGUUAGGAAAUCAGGUUUCUGUGUUGACAGCUCUGGUGUCAAUGUAUGCUAAGCUUGGGUACAUAAGUUUAGCUGUAUUUUUGUUUAAUCAGAUGCCUAACAAAACGCUGCUGUCAUGGAAUGUUAUGAUUUCUCGUUAUGUAAGUAAUGGGCUAUGGGAUGAAAGUUUGGUUGCAUUUCGUGGAAUGCAAUUGGAAGGGUUCAGCCCCGAUGCAGUCUCAAUUGUUAGCAUGCUUUCUGCCUGCUCCAACCAAGGUGACAUUAUACUGGGUGAAUCAGCACAUGCAUUUGUAGUUAGAAGAAGUUUUGAAACAAAUAUUAAUGUUUCAAACGCACUACUGGCAUUUUACUCUGAUUGUUGUCUACUCUCCACUUGUUUUAAGCUAUUUGAAAGAAUGGCGACUAAAAAUACUGUAUCAUGGAAUACAUUGAUAUCUGGGUAUGUACACAGUGGACAAAAGGAGAAGGCGAAUAUGAUUUUUCACCAGAUGCAGAAAGAGGGAGAGAAGUUGGAUUCUGUAACUUUGCUAAGUAUCCUUUCUUCUUACACUGAGAGUGAAAAUUUCAGCCAAGGAACAAUACUUCAUGGUUAUGCCAUCAAAGCUGGGUGUGAGUCUGAUGUCUCUUUGACAAAUGCACUAAUUAGCAUGUAUUGUGACUGCGGGGAGCUUGAUGCUGGAUUGUCAUUGUUUGAUGUCAUGCCUGAAAGAAGUGUAGUUUCUUGGAAUUCAUUAAUGACGGGCUUCCGGCAUUACAACUUAUCAAACAACGUUUUAGUCUUGUUUGGUUCAAUGAUAAAGGAGGAUCAGAGACCAAAUCAAGUUAGUUUGCUAAACUUAUUGCCCAUAUGCUGCACGCUGCCACAGGGUAAGUCCAUCCAUGCUUUUGCACUCAGAACAGGAAUAAUAGAAGAAACCACUGUUCUUACGUCUCUUAUCUUCAUGUAUGCUAGAUUUGGUAACAUAAAUUUGUGCCUCCUUGUUUUUCAUAUGGGGAAAAAAGGAGAUAUUUCUUUGUGGAAUGCUAUCAUAUCCGUGCAUGUUGAUACAAAAAAUGCCGAAAGAGCAGUUGCUGUUUUUCGUGAAUUGCUCCAGUUAAGUUUGGAACCCGACAAUAUAACAGUUUUAAGUUUAAUCUCCUCAUGUAUUCUAGUAAAUAGCCUAAAUCUAGCAGAUUCUGUGAUGGCCUAUGUGAUACGCAAGGGCUUUGACAAAGAUGUGUUAGUUACUAAUGCCCUUAUAGAUCUAUAUGCAAGAUGUGGAAACAUUGUGGUUGCUAGAUUGCUGUUUAACUACAUGCAUGAAAGGGAUGCUGUCUCUUGGAGUGUGAUGAUUAAUGGAUACAGAUUGCAUGGAGAUGCUAUAGAUGCCCUCGAACUUUUUUCGAGGAUGCGAAUUUCAGGGGUGAGCCCUGAUGCCAUUACUUAUUCAAGUCUUUUAUCAGCUUGUAGCCAUGCUGGUUUAGUUGAGAAAGGCCAUAGGGUUUUCAACUCUAUGGUUGAAGACGGGGUAUCUCCAAGAACAGAGCAUUAUGCUUGUAUGGUUGACCUUCUUGGGCGAACCGGUCACUUGCAUGAAGCUUAUGAUAUAGUUAAUAGACUUCCAUUUAAACCUUCUAUAGGCAUGCUUGAAUCCUUGUUGGGUGCUUGUAAAAUCUACGGGAAUGUUGAACUUGGAGAGAGAAUUUGUCAGAUGCUCUUUAAAAUGUACCCACAAAAUUCAGAAUCCUAUGUGAUGCUUCACAAUAUCUAUGCAGCAGCUGGGAAGUGGGAAGAUGCCAAUACAGUUAGGUCUAUCAUGGAAGGAAGACUACUAAGGAAAGUCCCUGGUUUUAGUCUAGUUGGAGAUUAACAUCAGAAUUAGCAGUCCUCUGAAGUGUGCUAACAAGUAAAUGAAUGUCAAGGCGAGUAGACAACGUCAUGUGACCACGCAUGUCGAAGGUGAUCCACUGAGCUCCAAAUCAACUAGUGGUAGCCGCUCCAGAAAGCAGCUGUCUGAAGCGUAAAUGAAUGUGCACGAUCGGAAGAGGUGUCUGAGGUGAUCCACAGAGGUCUAUGUGAAAAAAAUGGCAGCCAAUGGAGAGCUAAGAAAUAUCGCUCGAGCUGUUAACCAACAGUCGACCUUCUUCGAGUAAGUGGAGAAUAAUGUUGGGGUCAACCAACCCACAAUUUCUUUCUGAAACUAGCAAGUCAAAACGACCCUUGAUAUGAAAUGACGGUUGAAUACAAAAAGUAAGAAGUGAUGCUGAUGCGGUAGACACAAAAACAGCCUGGAAAAAAGAAAGCAAAUGGAUUACUUACAGUUAUCCAGAUAACUAGAGAGAAAGUAGCCGGUGGAAGAGAAAAAGAUGAAGAGUCUUCAUUUUCACACGGGAUGGUUUUGGCCGGGAGAAGAAGAGAUGAAGAAAAAAAAUGAAAGGGAUAGUUGGAAUAAUACGGAAUCAAACUAAUCCUUCUCAACUUCCAUUCCAAGUGGCUUGGGAUACAUCAAGCGCCAGCAGCAUGCAUCAAAGUACCAAACCCAUGAAGGAAGGCCAUUCGUAAUCCAAUGUUGGAUGCGAUCACUGUUGGUGGCAGCUCCGCUAUGGAUGAUGACACUCGACAUAUUUGAUUAGAUUCUUGGAGUUCUUUUUUUUAGAAAAAAAAUUGAGAUAAAUAAAUUAUUUAAUUUUUUAAAAUAAA
Molecule: messenger RNA, 3835 nt
Organism: Durio zibethinus
Lineage: Eukaryota; Viridiplantae; Streptophyta; Magnoliopsida; Malvales; Malvaceae
Product: pentatricopeptide repeat-containing protein At5g39350-like
Biological process (GO): RNA modification
Molecular function (GO): protein binding; RNA binding
Source: RefSeq, a predicted model, not a curated record